AUGUCAUUUUUAAAAUUAAAUAGUAGAAAUAAUCAAUUGUUUAAAUCAAUUAUAAAUUCCAAUAAAUUUUUAAAUUCUAGAUAUUUUGCAAGUAAAGUCAGAUUAAAUGAUGGCAGAAUUUUAGAUUUUGAUCAAGACAAUAUUACACCACAGGAUAUAAUAAAAAAGAUUGGUAAAAGCAAUUUCAAACACACAUUAACAUCUAGAGUCAACUCAAAUCAACUUGUAAAUUUAAAGGAACCUAUCGAAUUGAAUGACUUUAAUAUAGAAUUCUUAGAUUUUGAAGAUUUAGAAGUAAGAAAAGCCUUUUGGAAUACCAGUUCAUUAGUAUUAGCUGCAGCAAUUAAAGAACACUAUAAAAAUACAACAGAGUUUUCAGUAGAUAGUGUUCUUCAAGGUAGUUUCUUUGUUGAUGUAUAUUUUUCAAAGAGCUCCAUGACAAUCAAAGAAGAAGAUAUCAAAAGGAUCAAAAAGAUUAUGGAACAUUUUAUAAAGCAAAAUGAAGCAAUUCAAAAAUUCGCAAUACCACAGGACAAGGCCAAACUUUUAUUCUGUACCAAUCCAGCCAUAUUAAAAACCUUUACAGAAGGAGAAAAUAAGGAUGUACAAGUUAUCGAUUUAAAUGGACAUUACUUUUUAGAAAAAUUCAAGCCAUUGGAACCAAUUGCAAAAAUUCAAUCACUUGACUUGAUUAAGAACAGCUCAGUAGUCGGUGAUGAUCCAUCCUACACAAAAUUACAACGUAUAGUUGGUAUAUCGUUCCCAGAGAAAGCUCAAAUGAAAAAUUGGGAAGAUUUGUCAAAAAAAGCAUCACUUCGUGAUCACAGAUUGAUUGGUAAAAAUCAAGAGUUAUUCUUUUUCCAUCCAUUUUCACCAGGAAGUUGUUUCUUUUUACCACAUGGAACCAAAAUCUAUAAUAAAUUAUUAAAUUUCUUACGUUCAGAAUACCGUAGACGUGGAUAUCAAGAAGUCAUUACACCCAACAUCUACAGUCAAAAACUAUGGGAGCAAUCAGGUCAUUGGCAAAAUUAUAAAGAUAAUAUGUUUUCAUUCGAGUGUGACCAUACACACUACUCUUUAAAGCCAAUGAAUUGUCCAGGUCAUUGUUUAAUGUUUGCUCAUCGUCAACGUAGCUACAAAGAACUCCCAAUGCGUAUUGCUGAUUUUGGUGUUCUCCAUCGUAACGAAAGCCAUGGUUCAUUAACUGGUCUCACAAGAGUAAGACGUUUCCAACAAGAUGACGCUCAUAUCUUUUGCACACCUGAUAUGAUCCGUGAAGAGAUUGCUCAAUGUCUCGAUUUUAUGAAAUUUGUAUAUAGUGUUUUCAAUUUUACUUUUCAUUUAGAACUUUCAACUAGACCAGAUUCAUUCUUGGGUGAUAUCGAAGUUUGGGAUAAAGCCGAAAAUGCACUCUCUCAAGUAUUAACAGAGUUUUGUGGUAAUCAAUGGAAAAUCAAUCCAAAAGAUGGUGCUUUUUAUGGUCCAAAAAUUGACAUUCAUCUUAAAGAUGCAAAUGGCAAAUCUCAUCAAUGUGCAACAAUUCAAUUAGAUUUCCAAUUACCAAUUAGAUUCAAUUUAGAAUAUAAUGAUGGAAAAAAAGAAGAAACUGAAAAUCAACAAUCAGCCGUUAAUCGUCCAGUUAUGAUUCAUCGUGCAUUAUUCGGUUCAGUAGAAAGAAUGAUGGCAAUUUUAAUGGAACACACUGGUGGUAAAUGGCCAUUUUGGUUAUCACCUCGUCAAUGUAUUGUCGUAUCUGUAUCAAAGGCAUUCAAUAACCAUGCAUUAGAAAUUCAAUCCAAACUUAAUCAAUCAAUGGUGGAUAUCGAUGUUGAUGUUGACAUUAGCGAUAAUCUUAUUGCAAAAAAAGUUUUCGAGGCAACUCAUCUCCAAUAUAACUAUAUUAUUGUUAUUGGUCAAGAAGAAUCAGAUUCUGGUAUAUUAAGUGUAAGAGAACGUGAUAGUAAAUCUAAAGAAAAUAGAAAACUUUCAAUUGAUGAUUUAUUAUCAGAAUUUAAAUUAAAUUUAAAAAAUUUUAAAUAA
Dictyostelium purpureum is the source of this 2040-nucleotide messenger RNA. RefSeq lists its product as uncharacterized. Lineage: Eukaryota; Evosea; Eumycetozoa; Dictyosteliales; Dictyosteliaceae. Gene Ontology annotation, cellular component: cytoplasm. The record is from RefSeq and is a predicted model, not a curated record. Gene Ontology annotation, molecular function: ATP binding; threonine-tRNA ligase activity. Gene Ontology annotation, biological process: threonyl-tRNA aminoacylation. The coding region runs from base 1 to 2040 and encodes 679 amino acids. The transcript has 2 exons.